Molecule: messenger RNA, 1512 nt
Organism: Zootermopsis nevadensis
Lineage: Eukaryota; Metazoa; Arthropoda; Insecta; Blattodea; Termopsidae
Source: RefSeq, a predicted model, not a curated record
UUACAGUCAUAGCUGCUCUGAGUAAGCGAGCGGUUCUCUCUGUGUGUUCUGUUCAGGGUCCAGACUACGCUCUUCAGCGUGAAUUGCGUGAGACAAUUAAUUGUUCUUUGCCAUGUUACUAGUUUUGACGGACUAAAGUUUGAUGCUGUUUUAUUGUGUGUGACGUAUUAGUACUGCAGUUGAUGAAUCAUAAACUCACAGUUCAUCACGUAGAAUCAGCAUGAAGUACGCUGUGAUAUAAUUUCACUCUAAAACUCUUGUAAGAGCCUGAUCAUCACUGUAUCCGGACUGUGUAUUAAGAUGAGGUUCGAUUCUUCUUUUUAAAAUUUCAGUUUGAUUUUCUCUGAAUCUUUACACGUAAUAAAAAUCAAACAGUCCAAGUGAGGACCUUGCAAUUCGAAAUAAAAAGUUUGCCAGUGGAAACUUUGUAUAAAAGAAAUGUGCAUAUGAAUAGAAAGUUGAAUGUACUGUUGUGUUGGAAAUAAGACGUGAUUCAGUCGGAUAGGAGUGAAUGUGCCAACAAAUAUCGAGGGGCAACUGGUGGUAGCACUGAACUCCAGCAGUGGGGGCACUCACAGAGUAAAGAGCUCAGUAACGCAUGAACCAUUUCGGACGUAGGCUAUGUAGAGAGUGAAUGUGCAUCCAACGGUAGUCUCGUAAGAUUAAGUGUCCAUGUCGUGCGGAACAUAACCUGUUCGUGAAUAUUAUCUCGUUGUAUAGAACGUAGUUUGACUCAGUCAUAUUCAUCUUGUACGAGUAGAAACUGAAGUGACUGACAAUUGUGUUUAAAUCAUGACACUUUUUCCCUUAACUGUUCUUAUAAAUACGGUGUUUUUCCAAAAUCUUACUUAAUGAUACUAGCGUGAUCAAUUUUGAUUUGUGGUGAUUUAAUAGCGUGUGAUAACAGUCACACUGAUGUUGGAUGUCGCUGUAGAAGGUCAUGACAUUCCGGUAACAGUAUUCUUGUAAGUGAAGGUGUGAAUUCCAACAGGACACGGUGGAAAUUACCUGGCAAGGUGUUGCGAUGAAGUAAGGCGCCGACAGACGGGAAGAAUCAGGCGCCAACAGACAUGUCACUGUCACCAAGUAGAAAGCUGAGCAUCAGUGUCGUCAACAUGUUGUUUGUGUUUGUGGUCGUGCUGUACGACAAGAGGGCUGUCUGCUUCCAGGUUUCAGAUCCGUGGAGCACUACCAGGCUUGUGCCGGACGACCCGGAAUUUGGGCUUCCGAUAGGGAACCUGACGACACCCGUUGGAAGGGAAGCAGUGUUAUCGUGUACAGUGGAUCACCUCGGAAAAUACAAGGUGGGAUGGCUGAAGGCGGAGGACCAGACGAUCUUGACGCUUCACAACAAAGUCGUGACGCACAAUUCACGGAUCAGCGUGACGCACGACAAUCACCGCACGUGGCAGCUCCACAUCCGUCAGGUGAAGGAGUCUGACCGGGGUUGCUACAUGUGUCAGAUCAACACCAACGUCAUGAAGAAGCAGGUCGGCUGCGUAGACGUCCACG